UUAAAUUAAUUGUUUCUAGUUCGGACAGACGACGACAGUAGCAUUUUUAUGUACAUUGAAAUUAUUCCAAAGUAAAUCGCAAGAGCGCAAUCAAAACGAAAACAAACAUUUAAUUAAAACAAAAAAAAAAUAUAUAUUAAAACUGCUGUGCGUAGCAUUUUGAUUGUCUAUCCAUUAACAAAAGAGUGGUUGUAUACAUAUUUACAGAAUAAGCGGAUAAAUUAUCUGGAAUUUCAUGCAUUUUUGCAAGACAUUCGAAUAUUUAAAAUUUCUCAAGCCUAUGAUGUCGGAAAUUUAGACAAAAAACAAACAACAACAAAAUAAGCUGUUAAAUAAGAAAACUUCAAUUGUAUUAGUUUUGAAACGACCAUUAAAAGCAUUUGGGUAGUGAUGAAUGAAAGUGAUUUCAGUAUUGAAAAUUAUAAAUUAAAUUUAAAAUUGAAAAAAGUGCAAAUUUGUGUCUUCUUCAAGAGACCCACAAAGAGAAAACAAUUUUUAAAACUAAACCAUUUGUUUAAAACAAUCAGUGAAAAUCAUAAUCUGAAUUGGUUAAUGUGCUAAGAGGCAAGCUGAAUAUUGUGAAGAAUUUGAAGGUUAAUCUUAUUGAUUUGAAAAGUAAUACAAAAAAUUUCUAUCUAGUUUGGAAAAAGAUCGUAAACUUUAAAAAUCAAAAUGGUUGGAGGAGCUAAGAUAAAAACUGAACAAACUGCUGCCAAUGAUCCAAUGAUCAAGUACAUGCUCAAGGUCCGUGAAGACCAUGCCCGCCAGCAAAAGAAAGACUAUUCCCAUGUGUUUCGAAGUAAAUCCCGCUUUGAUUUUAUACGGCUUUCAAGUCUUGCUGUGGGAAUAGAAUUUGCUUAUGCAGCAGAAACAGCAUUUGUAUCACCGAUCUUGCUACAGAUCGGUAUUGAACAUAAACACAUGACAAUGAUAUGGGGAUUGUCACCUUUACUGGGUUUCUUUUUGGCCCCCCUGUUGGGCUCAGUCAGUGAUCGAUGUCAACUUAGUUUUGGUCGAAGAAGACCUAUCAUUUCAUUGCUAUCAUUUGGAAUUUUGCUGGGUUUACUGCUUGUGCCAUAUGGAAGAGAUAUUGGUAUUCUUCUUGGUGAUAGUCCACCAAAUAUGGAACGAAUAUUAGAUUUCAAUUCUACCGAAAUAAUUCCCGAAGCAUUGCAAGCUGAAAUACGAGCUGAAUCUGGAGGAAGCUUCAAAUUUGCUGCCAUAUUUACCAUCUUGGGAACAAUAUUACUCGACUUUGAUGCCGAUACAUGCCAAACACCAUCUAGAGCGUAUCUUUUAGAUGUUUGUAUACCAGAAGAUCAACCUAGAGCUUUGAGUACAUUCACAAUAAUGGCUGGACUAGGUGGUACGUUUGGAUAUGCAAUUGGCGGUAUUGACUGGGAGUCAACUAGAAUUGGUAAUUUCAUGGGUGGAAAUAUACCUACAGUAUUUAUGAUUGUGACUAUCUGCUUUGUGAUAUGCUAUACUAUUACCAUUACAAGCUUCAGAGAGAUUCCAUUAACUCUUAUCGAAAGAGAUGAAUUAUUAAAGCCAUUGUCAGCUGGAGCUAUUACAAAAGAGACUUCAAAGAACAAUAAUCAAGUCUUUUAUAUAAAAGAGACAACAACGUUAGAACUUAAAAUGGCCGAAGAGGAUUUAGAGGACUCUGACAGUAAGGAAGCUACAAAUGGAAAUCUUAUGAAACGCAAUCCGUCCAAUUCCGAUCCAGAAUCCAAUGAUUUCCAAGACGAUAGAAUAUCAUUGGGACAAUACCUGAAGAGUAUUAUCAUAAUGCCCAAGUCAAUGAGAAUUUUGAGUCUGACAAAUCUUCUCUGCUGGAUGGGACAUGUUUGUUACUGCUUAUAUUUUACAGAUUUUGUAGGUGAAGCAGUAUUUCAUGGUGAUCCAGGUGCACCAAUAGGCUCCGUUGAAUAUAAUUUAUAUGACGAUGGAGUACGUUUUGGAUGUUGGGGAAUGUCAAUUUAUGCUUUAUCAUGUUCAGUCUACUCAAUGACUGUUGAGAAACUUAUGGAAUGGUUUGGACUUAGGGCAGUUUAUAUAGGAGGUAUUAUGUCUUAUGCAAUUGGAAUGAUGGUCCUUGGAAUAUGGCCAUCGAAAUUGGGUGUUCUAUUGCUGAGUACAACGGCUGGAGUUAUCUAUGCUACACUUUUCACAAUUCCAUAUAUUUUAAUUGCUAAAUAUCAUGCUACGGGAUGUUUCAAAAUGCGCAGUGGUGAAAGCGUACCACUUAAACACACUCGAGGUCUUGGAACUGACAUUGCGAUCAUCAGUAGUAUGGUCUUCAUAGCACAGCUCAUAAUCUCAUUGAGUAUAGGAAGUUUAGUGUCCUGGUUAGCUACAACUAGCGCUGUAUUAUACGCAGCAAGUGUAUUGAGUAUAGGUGCUGCAAUAUCUGCCAUGUUUGUUUUAUACAUCUAAGAACAAAUUAAUUAGUAAAUAAUUAUAUGUAAUAAUGAUUUGUAAUCGUUUUUUAGUAGAUUAAUUGUGUGAUGAUUGAAUGGUUGGUGAGGGCCUAUGGUCCCUUACUAUUUUAUU
Molecule: messenger RNA, 2556 nt
Organism: Episyrphus balteatus (marmalade hoverfly)
Lineage: Eukaryota; Metazoa; Arthropoda; Insecta; Diptera; Syrphidae
Gene: Slc45-1
Product: proton-associated sugar transporter A
Exons: 6
Coding region: 673-2439 (588 amino acids)
Cellular component (GO): membrane
Molecular function (GO): sucrose:proton symporter activity
Source: RefSeq, a predicted model, not a curated record